CACAAAACAACACACACAGCAGUCUGCCGACCCGGAGAAGAAAAUACAACGACAGUGUAAUGUUUGUCGGGGCUUUCCAAGUCGUCAUUAUGUACAUAACUAAGCGGGAUUAAUAAUUAAUUAAUGGAAUGAAGUGGACUUAAGGUCGUUGUUCAGAAGUUGAUGUGAAGGCUUAGGCCGGGUGUUUGUAGAAUCAGAGGCAUUGCUCCAUGUGAAAAAAAGUGAAUCGUGUAUUGUGCGUGUGUGGAGGAAGUGGACCGCCGAAUACACACCGCGUACACGAUUGUGUAUUUAACGCAUGUGGAUGUUUCCUAGUCUGGUUUUAAAGAGGAAUCUGUGAAGUCAUGUGCAGGUAUGAUUUUCUUUAUUUGGUUUAGCAGCCAGACAACAUGCCGGCUACAGUUUAAAGUUUUAAAACCUGACGGGUACCUGCCGGGAUUACGUUUCCUAAUUGAUUCAACUUCUGCCCCGAAGUAUGUCGAGUAAUGGUAAAUCUCAGAACAUGGAAGUAAGUGUUCAUUAUGGUGCUGGCGGCUCCGACAAGGAGGAUUCGGAGGGGCAGGUUGAAAUGGGGGAGAUCACUGCAACAGGGGAAAACACUAAAGGAGGCAUGCCAAGUUUGUUUGAAAGAGCAUCUGGAAGUUGGUGGAACCCAAAGUUUGAUUCAGAAGCCCUUGAAGCUCAACAAUGGGAAAGUUACUUUCCUCAGACACGAAGAAGGUUCCAAUACGCACUGUGUUACAUCAUUGUUGCGAGUAUCGCUUGGUGUGUAUUCUUUGGGACAGCAAAGGUACAGCAGUGGUUGUAUUUCCUAGCAGGAACAUUGGUGAUACUGGCUUUAGUCGCGUUGGUACUUUGGUUUACUUUCACUAAAUUCUACGAGCGAUUUUACUUUCAAACUUCCAUUUUAGUGUCACUUACAUUAUGUAUCGGAGUUCUACUUCAUUUUGGUCUGGAGACAGAAUUAACAACUGUGGCGAUGUUCACAGCGUCGAUAGAGGUCAUCCUCAUGAUGUACACCGUCAUUCCGAUGCCUCUAUUUGUUUCAGUUGGAAUUGGUGUGGUGCAUUCCAUAAUUUACGAAGUUCUUAUAACCCUUCAACACCCGGAAACACAGAAGAUUACAUUCAUAAUUGGUAAAAUUAUUCUGCAUCUUUGUAUUCAUUUAAUAGGUAUCCACAUUUUCAUUAUGUUACAAGUUAGACGACGAAGCACAUUUUGGAAAAUUGGUCAGUCGGUGAUGGCAAGACGAGAACUGCACAAAGAAAAGCAGGUUCAGGAGCAGAUGAUCCAUUCUCUUAUGCCCAAGAAGGUGGCUGAUGAGGUAAUGGCCACGCGAGAGGAUAAGACAGAUGACGAAGUAGAUCCGGGUCAAGGAAAGAGAAAUUCCAAGACCAAGAAAGAGAAGGGUGUCAUUGUAUUCAGACCGUUCAACAUGAACAGUAUGGACAACGUCAGUAUUCUGUUCGCAGACAUCGUCGGUUUUACCAAGAUGAGUUCCAACAAAACAGCCGAACAUUUGGUGGGAUUGUUAAAUGAUUUGUUCGGUAGAUUUGACAAACUCUGUCAGGAAAAUGGCUGUGAAAAAAUUAGUACCCUUGGUGACUGUUACUACUGUGUGUCAGGCUGUCCACAAGGGAGAGAAGAUCACGCCAAGUGUUGUAUCGAAAUGGGCAUCGGAAUGAUCGCCGCUAUACAACAGUUCGACGAGGACAACAACGAAUCGGUUGGUAUGAGGGUCGGGGUACACACAGGCAAAGUUCUUUGUGGUAUUGUCGGGACCCGUAGGUUCAAAUUCGAUGUCUGGUCAAAUGAUGUCACCCUGGCCAAUACAAUGGAGUCCUCCGGCCUACCGGGGAAGGUGCACAUUUCCGAAUCUUCACUCCGAUUCCUGGAUGACGAAUAUGAAGUGGAACAGGGAGAAGAUAUAGCAGACAACAGGACACACAAGGUGUUGAUUGAAGACUACAAUGUGGAGACAGGGCUAUACCAAGUCAAACACAGGGAGGAUGAAAAAGUGAUAAAAACCUACUUCAUCAUGGGCCGAAACGACAACUGCACAAAGGGUCCAGCUUGGUCAGUAGCAUCGCCUUCAGCUGCCCCGGAGAAUGUAGCUAUUACUGUGGAAGGGGAGACAACUUCUGGACAAACAGGGGAAGCUGCUACUGCUGCUACUGAGCUCCUGGCCUCGGAUAAGGCGUCUAAAUCUCCGGAUGAUGUAGAAGCCAAACACACAGAGGCUAAGGGCACUGAUGUAAACGGUGUGACAGCCGUUUUAGGGCGACGCCACAGUGAAACAUCGCUAGACGUCACGGAUGCAACCAGCCCCAUCAAUGAGACACUUAUGCAUCACAAUCACGAUGAAAGCGCCAAAAACGAUCUUCACCUUCUCAAAUGUUUGAAGGAAGAUGUGAAGAACAAGGAGUUUUUCUAUAAGCCCCCGAUCUCCAAGAUCACCCUAAGCUUCCAGAACUCAACGCUGGAGACGGAGUACAGGGACCACUUCAUACAGGAGAAUCGGAGCGAGAACACGCUGUCUUCGCCACGCUAUCACGCUCUGGUCGAGAUUAUCAUAUCUUUUAUCAUAUUCACACUAAUCUCAAUCUGCGCAUUUAUCAUGUUCGACUGCGAGUUGCCAUGGAUACUGCUGUUCCUGGUAGCCUUGAUCCUGGAAAUUUUGGUUCUUAUCCAUGCAGUAACCGAUGUUAAAUGCAGGAAGCAGAAAAUGGAAUUAUGCGAAAAGUGCAUAACUUUCAUAUCUGGAUGGUAUUUCCGCAAUAUCCUUGGAGCUAUCAUAGCGAGUCUCCCCGUGAUCGCAGUGUACUCCAACUUUUCCUGUGGAGUACUGACGCAGGCAUUAUGGCAGGACCGGUUUUUCACCUACUCCAUUAUGGUGGCACUUCUACAUUAUUGUAACUUCACCAUGCUCAGUUCCUGGCUCAAGUCUAUUCUGGCUGCGCUGGCCGGAGUCGUAUUGAUCGUUCUGUUGAGUGUGAAUAUCUGUACGUUUAGCUCGGACAUGGGAGUAGUCUCAAUCAUGGGGAACGUCACUACCAACUUAACCAACUAUGACGUGAAAAACAUCUCCCAGAACACCACCCAGCUGGACUACCUGUUCUCCGGGAGCCACCACCUGCAGUACGAGAUCAUUCUCGACAUGGUCUUGCUCUUGUUUCUUGUGUGGUUCCUCAACCGCGAGUUUGAAAUUAAUUACAGGCUGAGCUUUAACGGAGAUGCACAGGCUAAGGCCAAUAAGCAACAGAUGCAGCGGACCAUGGAUCAAGCUGAUUGGCUGUUACACAACAUCAUACCAGAGCAUGUAUCAAAACAGAUCAAUAAAAUGGGCGUGACCAAAUACUCCAAGAACCACAAGGAUGUUGGUGUGAUAUUUGCAACACUAGUCAACUUCAACGAAUUCUACGAUGAGGCGUAUCAAGGUGGGAAGGAGUACUUACGAGUACUCAAUGAACUUGUCAGUGACUACGAGGACCUUCUGGAUGAAUAUCGAUUUAAAGACGUAGAAAAAAUCAAGACUAUCACAAGUACCUUUAUGGCUGCCUCAGGACUAAAUGAAUCGAGUCGGGCAAAAAACAAGCAUCCACAUGCUCAUCUAUUUGAGCUUAUGGACUUUUGUGUUGAAAUGCAGGGAGUGGUGCAGAGAUUCAACGAGAGUAUUUUUAACUUUUCCUUUGAAUUGAACAUUGGGUAUAACUAUGGUGAAGUGACCGCGGGUGUCAUCGGUACAACCAAGCUCUUAUAUGACAUUUGGGGCGACACAGUGAACAUUUCCAGUCGGAUGUACUCCACUGGAGUCAAGGACAGGAUUCAGGUCCCAGAAGCCACAGCCAAUCUCCUGGGAGAGGUGUACGAUUUCGAGUACCGCGGGACAAUACCAGUGAAGGGGAAGGGAGACAUGAAAACCUAUCUGUUAGUAGGCAAGAAGCCUGGAGCUGAAUGGACCUAAGGCUCAACCAGCAGCUAUCUCCCUUUAGAGUUCAUGAUUAAAGUAAAGGUAUCAGGGGUAAAACACCAGUAUGGAGAUUUCCAGGCACCACUCUAUGUGGCUCUAUUACACACAUUUAACCAAAUUUUAUCACUAAUGCCGUUUCAAAAUUUCACAAAUUUUAUUAUUAUUUUUUUUUGAAAUUUUUGGUUUCAUUAUUUAGACAACUUCCAUGACCGGAUUGGCACUGUUAUCAAAUUAGAGAUGUAGUUUGACAUAAACAAAGCUGCUUUAUGCUAUCUGUGGAUACAGUGAUCCUUUCAGAGUCCAAUACCUCUUAAUUAAUGGGAAUACAACCAAGGAUACUGGGACAUGCAUAACCUAACCCAUACUGGAAGUAAAUCAAGUAAUUAAAAAAGGACCUUCAGCAUUCAAGAAAUGGAAAGUGAAAUCAAAUGCCUGCCUGCCUCGCUCGCUUUUAAAAAGGUGGUCUGAAAAAACUAAUGAUGGGUUUUAGUCUGCCAUAUUUACAAGUGUUGCAGUCUACAGAGUUUCUGGUACAAGUGACCAUUCCUGGAGUUAGCUCCCUUGUGAGUUUAUAAGUUUAAGGGACUGUAGUAUUCUGCACCAUUCUGGGAGUGCUGGAGUACAUAGAUGUAGGUGCCGAGUCGUGUUGAGAAUGGACGUUGUAAGUAAGAGUUACCUACCCUUGAACAGUGGAAUCAAGAGAUCGUUCAAAACCUGCAAAUCAACAAGGAUCUACCCACCACACCGAGGUGACAGCAGGGAUGAUAGACACACCAGCGUGGUGACAGCAGGGAUGAUAGACACACCAGCGUGUUUAUCAUACCACGUUGGGUUUCCUGAUCUCAUCUUCAACUUGUGCAGCUAUAAAAGACCACAGCUAUGUAGCCAGCAAAGGAAAACCUGGAUUGUACAGUAGGCAUCCAUGUUGACAGAAACCUUACAUACCAGGGUAGUUUCCAUUUCUUAGUGUUUUAGUCUUACUUUUGUAUAAAUUUAGCAGAGGUGAUCAAUCAAUGAGAAGUGAAUUAUUUUCAGACUUUUACUGGUUUUUUUAUUAUAGAUGUUUUUAUCUUUCUAGUUUACAAUGAAAUCUGUUUAAGCUAAACGCUCCUGGUACCAGUGAGUCUAUAGUUUCUGGAACAUAACAGAUUAUACCAGUUGCUUGACAUAGACUUGUAUAUGAUGGAAGAAAUAUUCAAGGUCUAGAAUAUACAGGUUUCCAGAUUAGACUGGGUUUGGUUAGGCAGGUUACAUUAUGUGUCAACCAAAUUUAAGGCACUAUUUCUAUCAGGUGUAAAUUAAGGACAGUUUACUGUUAUCCUGGUGACUGAAGCAUGACACAAUCGAUUUCAAAAAAAGUUGCAUUUUAUCAUCACUGACUUUUGAAAAAUUCAAAUUACCUAUUUGGUACUGUCAAAAUAGAUCUUUGGUUGAUAACUGUCUGAGAUUUUUCUAGGACAGAGUAUUUUUUAUCAGAAUCUGUCACUUUUUGACAUGAUAUGUACAUUCUGUAUUGGAGUGAACAGACAUGAAAAUAGUCAAAGGUUCAAAAACAUAUUUUGAUAUUUCAUGUAGGAAUGGGUUUUUUCAUCAUCUCAUUUUAAGUUCUGUACAACACUGAAGAAUGGCCAAGUGAGCUUAUCCCAUGGUGCAGCGUGCAGCGUCCGGCGUCCGGCGUCCGUCAACUUUUU
Molecule: messenger RNA, 5661 nt
Organism: Mizuhopecten yessoensis (Yesso scallop)
Lineage: Eukaryota; Metazoa; Mollusca; Bivalvia; Pectinida; Pectinidae
Product: adenylate cyclase type 9-like
Exons: 6
Coding region: 476-3964 (1162 amino acids)
Biological process (GO): intracellular signal transduction; adenylate cyclase-activating G protein-coupled receptor signaling pathway; cyclic nucleotide biosynthetic process
Molecular function (GO): adenylate cyclase activity
Source: RefSeq, a predicted model, not a curated record